This is a messenger RNA of Sinocyclocheilus grahami, 3033 nucleotides long. RefSeq names its product protein SCAI-like. The record is from RefSeq and is a predicted model, not a curated record. NCBI's taxonomy places the organism in Eukaryota, Metazoa, Chordata, Actinopteri, Cypriniformes, Cyprinidae. Gene Ontology annotation, molecular function: transcription corepressor activity. The transcript has 14 exons. Gene Ontology annotation, biological process: DNA-templated transcription. Bases 1 to 1392 code for a protein of 463 amino acids.
AUGAACUACCUUAAUGAAGCCUUUUCCUUUUAUUCGGCCAUUCGCCAACGAUCAUAUUACCACCAAGUCAACAAAGAAGACAGGCCAGAGCUGGUUGUAAAAAAGCUGAGGUAUUAUGCUCGCUUUAUCGUUGUUUGUCUGUUGCUCAACAAGAUGGACCUGGUUAAAGUGUUGGUCAAGGAGCUGUCUGAAGAGAUUGAGGACUACACCCAACGCUUUAACACAGAGGACCAGUUAGAGUGGAACCUGGUUCUGCAGGAAGUUGCUGCUUUUGUGGAGGCAGAUCCUCUUAUAAUCCUAAAUGAUGACAACUCUGGGGUGGUCAUAUCCAAUCGGUUGCAGGAGGGAGGCGUGCCCCCUCUUGAACAGGGCAUGGUGGUUGGCCAGCUCACCUUGGCAGAUGCGCUCAUCGUUGGCAACUGUAACAAUCAGGUGAAGUUUAGCGAGCUGACCAUCGAUAUGUUUCGUAUGCUUCAAGCGCUUGAGAGGGAACCGGUGAACCUGGCUACACAAAGCUCCAAGCCAGGGACACUUGAGCCCAAUGAAAAGCCGGCCAAGAGAGAGAACCCUCAUAAAUAUCUCCUCUACAAACCAACCUUCAGCCAGCUCUACACUUUCCUGUCUGCCUCCUUCAAGGAACUGCCAGCCAAUAGUGUCCUGCUGGUGUAUCUCUCUGCCACUGGAGUGUUUCCUGCUGGACGCUCAGAGUGUGAAGGACCUUAUGAUUUUGGAGGUGUCCUGACCAAUACUAAUCGAGAUGUGAUAAAUGGUGAGAUGGUGCAGAAGAGAAACCAGGCACAAAAAGAGAUGCACUGUCUCCACCCAGGAGACCUUUUCCCCUUCACCAGGAAACCUCUGUUUAUCAUUGUCGACUCAUCCAACAGCACAGCUUAUAAGAAUUUCUCCAAUCUGUUUGGCCAACCACUUGUUUGCCUGCUUUCUCCAACAGUGUAUCCGAAGAGCAUGCAAGACCCGUGUCAGCGUGGGAGUCUGUUUACUCUUUUCCUUUACAACCCCCUCAUGGGCUUCCUGUCUGUGUGUGGACUGAGCAGCAUGCGCUAUGGAUUGUGGGAAAAGGCCCAGGAACUCCUACGGAAGGUUUUCCAUGACAUUGGCCAGAUGAUCACGAGUUCCCGAGUUAUAGAUCAGGCCUAUCUGCAAUUUUAUGGCGAUGAAUUUUUGCGUCUGCUCAUGAUCCGAUUUGUGUUCUGCUGCACCACACUCCGAUUACACAAGCUUUUCCGGGAAGCGGGGAGUUUUCCAGAAUCGUACCCCCCGCUGCCCAAACAGGAGAUAGUGGAGAGCAGCCUUCUACAGAAACAUGUGCUGGAGCUGGCGGCCAUGUUGGACGUGCAAAACCUCUUCUCUGAUGGCAUGUUGGAUAACUAUUGACCAAAUGGUGGCACCAUGCCAACCUGCAGAUACACGCACACACACGCUCAUGCCCAUACACACACAAACACAAGUUGUAGGUAGGUUCUUCUGAACAAGCUAGUUGUUUAGCCUAAUCUCAUUAGAUCUAGAUACGGUAGUUUAAUAACUAUUCAAGACAAAAUAUCCCAUCUUUGUGGGCAGAUAUUUAAAAUUUGUCGAGUUCACAUGUAUUUUUAGAUUUUAAGGAGCUACACACACCCAGACGCGAAAGAGUUGCUCCCAACAUACAGGAAAAUGUACUACAUGCAUGUAUCGUAUGAGUGUAUGAGCGCAGGCACAUGGGCGUUCAGACCUGUUGAGGGCAGCUAUUGCGUUUCUGAAGGUGAUAAGAGAGCACAAGAAGAAAGGAGACUUGGAAACAUUUUUUAUGUGAAUCGGUGUAAUUCCAGGGAGAUUCUUCCAAAAAGAUGAGCCUACGGCUUUGGCAAAACACAUUUUGGAGAAGGAAGUUUGUUUUCCUUCUCAACACUUUGCCUCUGCAACGUUUACACAACAUUUUUCCAUAGGGAGCGUGUUGCAUGUUUGCAUUUCUUUGCUCCAUCUUGGCAUUUUUGUUUGGUUUCAUGCGUUAAAACGUGUUUGUUUUUCUAUCUUGACACAAAUUCCAGACUUUUGCCUGGUCUUUCGAAGGACGCCCUUUACACUGUGCCUCUUUUUGGUUAUUCGGUCAUCAGCUAAUUAAUUAACGCUACAUGGACACCAGAAUCUCCAUUUUUAUUGAGCGUUGAUUCUUUUUAGCAUGCUUCGGUAGUGUGGUAAGCCCAUACUUGCAUAGCUGAUGUAAUAACCUAAUGUCUUAUUCCAUGUGUGCAGUGGACACCAAUAGCCAACAAAGUUCUCUUUUAUAAUGUCACAGAGAUGUACAGGCGUACUCCUGUAUAUAAGUACAAAUUUGUGUAUAUAUCUAUAUAUAAAUAUAUGUAUAAUUCUAUAAGAAGUCAAUGUGAUGCAGAGAAGUGUGUCUGUCUGGGUUGUUCGUCAUGGCAGAUCUGUGAAAAGAUGACCCUCUGCAUGUGACAGGAGCAGUGUUCUUUUGUCUAAUCUGUGAAUGGACCAUGCCACUGUCUCAACUGCGCACCCUCCCACUGCUUCACAUGAGUGCAGUCAGCUGACAUUCCAAGGAUCAUGGCAUAAGAGCGUCCCUCUUUCACAACCCCAUCUGUCUCAAGGACAAGUGCACUGCAUCGGUCUAAUAAGAAGUGUUCAGUGUUUCACUACGUCAUGAUGAUAAUUACGAUGAAAACGGUUACAAUAAUAGCCUUGCACUUUACUUGCACUAUUUAAGUUUGAUUCCGAUGUUAUUUAUUGUGCUGUAGGCAAGAGGCAUGUCUGAUCAUUCCGUUAUGUCACGCUUGGCAAAUAGCUUAUCAUUUUCUCCGUCUGUGAUCUAAGAAAACGCCACACAUGGUGACUGAUUUUUCAACGUUUACGACUUUCCCCCCCGAACUGCAGGGUUGAUCAUGGCCAUUCGAAUGGGACCAAAAGAUUCUUGCAUGUGUAGAGAACAAUGUCCCAUACGAUUCUAGUACCCUGUCAUCUCUCUGUCUCUAUUUUAUAUUUUUGCACGUAGCUGCUUCCACUCGCAUCUUUUUUUUUUUU